Messenger RNA from Carcharodon carcharias (great white shark), 893 nucleotides. RefSeq names its product zinc finger protein 239-like. Bases 56 to 646 code for a protein of 196 amino acids. The transcript has a single exon. Gene Ontology annotation, biological process: regulation of transcription by RNA polymerase II. Lineage: Eukaryota; Metazoa; Chordata; Chondrichthyes; Lamniformes; Lamnidae. The record is from RefSeq and is a predicted model, not a curated record. Gene Ontology annotation, cellular component: nucleus. Gene Ontology annotation, molecular function: DNA-binding transcription factor activity, RNA polymerase II-specific; RNA polymerase II transcription regulatory region sequence-specific DNA binding.
UUACAGUGUGUUCAGCUGAUCAUCCAACCUGGAGAAUCACAAGGACGUCCACAGCAUGGAGAAACCAUGCAAAUGCGGGCACUGUGGGAAGGGAUUCACUCGCCAAACUAAGCUGGAAAGUCAUCGAUGCACACACACUGAGGAGAGGCCAUUCACCUGCUCCCAGUGUGGGAAGGGAUUCACUCAGUCCUCCGCCCUCCAGUCACACCAGCAAGCUCACACUGAUAAGAGACCAUUCAGCUGCACCGACUGUGGAAAGAGGUUCAGGUGUUCAUCUAACCUCACUGUACACCAGAGAAUUCAUACUGGGGAGCGGCCAUUCUCCUGCCCUGCAUGUGGGAAGGGUUUCAUUCAGUCAACUGCCCUGCUGACACACCAGCAUGUUCACACUGGGGAGAGGCCAUUCACCUGCUCCAAGUGUGGGAAGGGAUUCAUUAAUUCAUCCCACCUACUGACACACCAGCGAAUUCACACCGGGGAGAAGCCAUUUACCUGCUUCAAGUGUGGGAAAGGAUUCGCUCAGUCAAACAACUUGCAGUCACACCAGCGUGUUCACACUGGGGAGAGGCCUUUCACUUGCUCUGUGUGUGGGAAGGGAUUCACUCAGUCAUCUAACCUGAUGAAACACCAGCGAGUCCACAAGUGAUUACAGGGGUUGGAUUCUGCUGUUAUUGCUGCUGUUAAUCACAUCCAGGACUGAUCAUCUGACGAUAUUAGAUUUUUUCUGCUAAUGUUAACAUUCCCUCUCACUAGUUGGCUGGAGUUUAAUAUCCUAGAGGUGCCACUGAUUUUCAGGGUCGCAGUGUCUCUUUUCAAAAGCACCAUCUGUGAUCUUUCCCCUUAAUUCAUUGUCUUUCACCAGGAGCUCACUUACAAUAAAAUUAUGAACUUUU